AUGUUGCUUGCAGCACUCACGCUACUGUCGUAUGGGAAUGUGCCACCCCAGCUGGAGAGCAUUGCUUCGGUUGCACCGCAAUCUGCGUACGACCGGGCGUGGUUUGCUCCUGCGGGAGGAACGCUUCACAGUGACACCUCGACGACCAGCGCUGCUCCCGGCAGUGCAGCAACCCACGCCAGGAGUACCGAUGAGACGCUGCCAGCCAACCAAGCUCAUCUGGGCGAGGUCGUCGCGGCGCUGAUUGCGCACUGCCCGGGUGAGCAAGCGCGGCGCCUUCCCGAUGCUCCAGCCGUCGUUGGUGGCUGGCCAGUCCCAGGACCUGCGCAACGCCGUCUCGCCAUGCUCACUGAUGACAACCAGUCGCUGCACAAUCACCAGGCAGGCAGCCAGGACGACAGCAGCACAGCGGGCCAGAGUUUGGUUGCUGAGCAGCAAGCGCAACAGCCAGAGCGCGGCCGUCCUCGUCGAAAGAUGACUCAGCUGGACGAAUUUGACCUUCCAGCCACGAAUGAGCAACAACUUGCUGAGCAGUCCUCACAGCAACAUCAGCAGCAAUUGGGAAUGAUAGACACUGCCAAUACGCAGCCAGAGCAACAGGCAGAGGCCGCCGAGUCCAGAGAGCUGCUGCUUCGCCAGCAAUUAUCAUCAUCGGGGGCUGGUGGAGACACCUCACCCGUUCGCCAGGGCGGCGUUCUUCUGCCGCAGCAACAGCCGCCUGGAAAAAUGCCAGACAGCCACCAGCAGCAAGCGCAGCCAAGCCCGUCUCCAGCGCGCACAUCGAACUCGGCAGCCGAUCAAACUGUCGCAGCCAUACAAGCUAGCAACCGAAUCACGCCCACCAUCCCCGCAUUCGAGUCCUAUCGCUACAGCACCACACUGACCAUGUUUGUUAUUGCAGACAUUGCGACAUUCGACUUGCUGGAACCCGAACUGCGCGCGAUUAUGCCAGACCGCCAGAGUUGGCGAGUGGAUGUCGACGAAGUACAGCCGCAGCUGAUUCUCAUCCAACCGUCUUGGACGCAUCGCUGGAGGGACGAUUUGUUCAGCAGCAACGAAAGCACAGCGCUUAUUCAGAUGGUCGAGUACGCGCGCUUGACGUACGGCACAAAGAGCAUUUACUGGAACACGGAGGAUCCACACCAUUUUGACCAGUUUGUGCACAGCUCGAUCUUGCGCCAUGUCGAUGGUGUCUUUACAACAGAAGAGCAAUGUGUCGCCAAGUACCGUGCCGUGCUGGGACACGAGCGUGUCGGGUUGAUGCCGAUGGGAGUCCAGCCGGCGCGCGUCAACCCGAUCGGCAUGUACCGACCGAGAACGAAAGGGUAUGCAUUUGCGGGCACCUACGGCUUCCAAGACAAGUUUCUCUCACGCACGCAAUGGCUGGACAUGAUGCUGUUGUCUGCGCGAGAGCGAGGCCUGGUUAUUUACGAUCGAAACUCGCAUGUCACAUCGGAUGCCGUCCUCAAAUUUCCGACUGUCGUCUACGGCGAUCUCAUUCGGCCGUCUCUACGCUUCAACGAGACGAUUGCAGCUUAUCAAUCGCACGAUGUGCAGAUUAACGUCAACUCUGUGAUGGAUUCGCACACGACCUGCUCACGCCGUGCACUCGACGCAACCCUGCGAGGAACGCCGGUUCUCUCGUCACCGAGUCCAGCAAUGGCAAACUUUCUGGGGCAAGACGGCGUUGUGGAAAUCCAUUCCCCAGAUGACGUGGUGCAAGCCAUGCAGAGACUCGACAAUUGCUACAACUAUGCCGUCUCAUCUGCGCUCCCUCAAACGCGCUUUAUUACUUUUCCAAACGUCCGCCAUUACUAUGGCCGCAACUUUUUCCGCGACUUGUUGCCUGCGUUUGACUACACGUUUGCCGCCAUUGUUGGCAAGAGCAGCGUGUACGCCACACUGCAGAGGGACGACCCCACACGCGCAUGCCACCAGCAGCUCGAUGCGUUGCUCGUGUCCGAUCUUGCUCACGCCUAUCCUUCCAUAGGACUGACGCAUGAGACGCUUGGACUCGAACUCUAUCGUCCAGAGCUGCAGAACGAGUAUGUCGAUUCGUUGGGCGUUGCGGUUACUGCCGUAUUCCGGAUGGAUGUUUUCCAGCAGCUCCAGUUUGCUCGAGACGUGAAUCGCCCUCUCGAGCAAUUGCUGCGCCGAGCAACUCAGCGCAAGAUUGUCAUGUACUCGACCAAUCGACACAACUUCAUCCUCAACAACCAAUCGGGCGAGUGUAGCCUGCCCGUCAUUUCAGACAGCGCCAUCGCGUUCACUUCGUGGUAG
Messenger RNA from Capsaspora owczarzaki ATCC 30864, 2280 nucleotides. RefSeq lists its product as hypothetical. NCBI's taxonomy places the organism in Eukaryota, Filasterea, Ministeriida, Capsasporidae. The record is from RefSeq and is a predicted model, not a curated record. The coding region runs from base 1 to 2280 and encodes 759 amino acids. The transcript is spliced from 2 exons.